Molecule: messenger RNA, 4314 nt
Organism: Plasmodium berghei ANKA
Lineage: Eukaryota; Apicomplexa; Aconoidasida; Haemosporida; Plasmodiidae
Product: DNA mismatch repair protein, putative
Exons: 4
Coding region: 1-4314 (1437 amino acids)
Biological process (GO): mismatch repair
Molecular function (GO): ATP binding; mismatched DNA binding
Source: RefSeq, a predicted model, not a curated record
AUGAAAUAUAGGGUGGUAAAAAGUUGUAUAUGCAUAUUUUUAAUUUUUUUAAUGUCUGCGAAAAAUACAAUGGGCUUAAAAAAAAAAUUAAUGUUUACUUGUUUGAAUAAAAGAAGAUUGAUAUCUAUGAAUAUAAAAAAGAAGGGAAUAAUAUAUUUGAACAAAAAAUUUAUUAAUAGUUUAAUAUAUACAAAAGAAGAUGAAAUAUACAAAAUUAAUGAUUUAAAAGAAUCUUAUAAAUUAAGAGAUGAUGACAUUUGGGAAGAAAAAGAUAAAUAUAUAUCUAAGGAACAUACAAACAAUAUAAUUUCAAAUAGUUUAUGUAACAAAUUGUCUGAUUUAGAAAAUAUUAAAUGUGGAAAUGAAGAAGAUAAUAUAUCUUGUUCAUCAAAUUUGAGCAAUGGAUUUACACCUUCAGAUUAUGAGCUAAGGUUAUAUAAAAAUAAAUAUAUGAUACCAAUAUACUGGAUAAAAAAGUUAGAAAAAUUAAAAAAUAUAAAUGCUAUUAAUUGUAUAGAAUAUUUAAAAGGAGAUAAUUUGCUAUAUUUUGAUCAUUACAAAAAUAAAGGGUUAUUGAAAUUUUUAAAUGAUGAAAAAAAAAAAUAUAGUAAUUGCAUUAUUUUAUCACGAGUUGGUGAUUUUUAUGAAACAUAUGGUUUAGAUUCUAUAUUUUUAAUUGAAUUUUUAAAUAUAAAAAAAAUGAAUAAUAAGUUGUCUUGUGGUUUUAUAAAAAGUAGUAUAAAUAAAGCGCUAAGUAUAUUAACAAAUAAUAAUUUAAAUGUUUGUAUAUAUGAAGAAAUAAAUGAACAAUCCUUUAAAGCUAAAAAAAGAUAUCUAUCUCAAAUCGUUACUCCUGAAAUGCCAAUAUAUUUAAACAACAUACAAUAUUGUUUUGAAAAUGAUAAAAAUAAAGAUGGAAUAAAUGAAGAUAAUACUAACAAUUCAUUUCCAAAUUAUGAUGAUUUAGACAUAAAAGAAAUUGUUUGUAUAUAUAUUGAAGGGAAAAACAUAUUAUCAUUAAGUAAAAUUAACUUAAGUUUAAAAACAAUAUCUAUAUAUGAUAAUAUAACAUUUGAUGUUUUAAAUGUUUAUUUAAAAAACACAAACUUUUUAAAAGCGUAUAUACACCAACAUAACAAUACAACGUUUACAAAAAAAAUAACAGAGUUGUUUAAAAUUGAAAACUAUUAUCUUUUUAACAAUUUUAAUAAUAGCUUUGAAUUUCAUAUGUUUAUUUUGGACAAAUUAAAAAAGCAUAUUAAUAUUAGUGGAUUGUUUAGGGUUAUAAAAAAUAAGAAUAUUUUUAACAUAAGUAAAGAAAGCAGAAAUUAUGAGAAUGGUGAAAAAAAAUUAGAACAAAAUUUCGAAUAUUCCUUUUCUUCAUAUUGUACACCAUUAAACAUUUUUACUAGCUAUAAUAUGGGUUUAUAUAAACAAAAUAAUUGUUAUGAAAAUCGAAAUAAUUUUUUAUUUUAUAAUAUUAUUGAUGUAAAAAAUAAAAAUUCGAAUAGUAUAAAUAUCGCAGAAUCACUAGAAUUUUUUAAAAAUUUAUUUAUUUUUUAUCCCCCUUUUAGUGUUGCAAAACACAUAAGAUAUAUAAAUGAAUAUAUUCAAAAAAAUGUAGAUACAUUAAUAAUAUCAAAUGUUAGACCAUUUAAAAAUAAUAUAAUUAUUACCCUUUUGUCAAAUUUUAAAGCAGAUUAUAUAAUUUUAAAAAAAAUAUUAAGUAAUGUUUUGGCAGUACAUAAAUGUAUGAAUACAUAUGAUUAUUCCUUUUUAUCAUCAUUAUUUCAUGUUUUAAAUCAUCAAAAUUCGUUCAAAUUAAAUAUAAUAAAAUUUUACAAUUUAUUAGAAAAUAUUAAAAAAAUAUUAACAACAAAUUUAUAUUUGUCUAAUUCUCAAUUCUCUUAUCAUUCAAAAUGUUUUGCAUUUAAUGAGUUUGUUUUAUAUCAUGAAAGUGAAACGAGUAAUAUUAUAAAUGAAAGUUUACUGACAGAGCAAAAUGAAGAUCUAGAAAAAAAUCGAAAUGCUUUGUUACAAACUAUAUUAACCCAGUAUGGUGGAAUAGAUGAAAAAGAUGAAGAAUAUAAAAUAGAGGUACUUAACAAAGUUUUGAAAAUUGAUAAUUCAAAUGGAAUUAUAGGAGUUAAACGCGGGAAAGGAGGGCUAGAAAAAAGUAAAAAUAAUAAUAAAAUCGACAAAGUUGGUAAAAGUGAUAACAAUGAGGCUCAGAUUUUUUUUCAACCUUUAAACAAAAAAGGAGACAUAAUGAAAAAUAUUUUUGUAACAGAUGAUGUUUUAAAAAAAAUCAAACUAUAUUUUGCUUCGAUAAAUAGAAAAAAAAAAAAAAUAAAUGAAAUAAUUAGAAAUAUUAAUAUGAAUUUGUCUUCUUCUGUGCACAUUCUUUCUUUUGUAUCAAAUUUUCUGCAAAUUGUUCAGGCAUUUUAUAACCACACAAUAAAUAGUAUAAACCGCGGUUGGAGCUUACCAAUAUGUAAACAUUUACAUGUAAAUUAUGAAAUAAAAGAUUUUCAAACAAUUGAAGAAAAACUAAAUUUUAUUCAAAGAAAUAUGUAUAAUAGUUGUAAAGAAAAUGAAAAAAAUCAUAAAGUCACGCAAAUCGAAGAAAAAAUUGAAGAGUUAGAUAAUGGAAAUUUUUUUAGUAGCAACUCAGAAUUAAAAGACGAAGAAAAUAAUAAAAUUUUAGAAAACCUUGAUAAAAAUAUGAUAGAGGAAAUAAAAAAAAUUUAUAAUAACAAAAAUUAUACUAAUGAUACUUUAACAUAUAUAAUAGGAUUAAAACCGUAUAAUAUAAAUAAAGACAAUGUUACAAAAUAUAAUGUUUUGUUGAAAAAAAAAAAAAUUAUUUUAUUGACAGGGGAAAAUAUGAGUGGGAAAACUACACUAUCCUUCACUAUUAUGUGUAUUUUAUUUUUAUCAAACUUAGGAAUGUAUGCGCCAUGCGAUAAAAGAAGUAUUAUUGGUAAAUUCCGAGAAUUUUAUAGUUUAAAAAAUAUUAAUUAUCAAGAGCAAAUUGAAAACAUGUCUUUGUUUAGGGAACAAACCCAUUAUAUAAAUUCUAUAAUUGAAGAAAUAAAAGAAAAUUAUAGUAUUAACAAAAAAAAUCCUCGAGAGGAAGAAAUUUUUAUUCUUUUUGACGAACCAUGUAUAGCUACAACCCCGCUCGACAAUGCAGUAAUAAUUAGUGCCGUAGCUGAAUAUUUGAAAAACUAUUCUGGUAUUAUUAUAUCUCACAAUUAUGAUUUAUUGAAUAAAAUAUAUCAAAGUGAAAAUAUAGAAUUUAAGAAAAUUAACGAUAAUGUAAAUUAUAUUAGAAAUCAACCAAAUGAUUGUGUAUUGACAUUAAAAGAUGGAAUUUGUAAAAACAGCCAAGCUUUAGAAACUUGUAAAUAUACAAAUACAGAUUCUAAUGUUUUAAAGCUUUUAAAAAUAUAUGAAAAAAAAUAUAAACUUAUAUACAAUCUUAGUAAUACAUUAUAUUAUAAAUUUCUAAAAUAUCUUAAGAAUAAAAAAGAAAAUAAAGUUGAUUUGAAUAAAUUUUUUGAUAAUUUUUAUGAAAGUUAUAAAAAUGGAAAAUAUAAUAUGGAUACAAAAAAUGAUAACAAAGAUGGAAAUACGGAAAAUUGUGAAUAUGCCACAGAUAUUUUUAAUUUCAAUGAAAUAAAUGAAAUAAUAAAUCAUGAAAAUAUAAAUGAUAAUAUAAACUUGGAUACAAGUGGAAAUAAUAAAUUUGAACUUUGUGAAAAUAACUAUAAUAGUUAUAUGAUAAAAGAAAACAAUUUGGAUGAAAAAGAGUCUGAACAAAAUAGAGAAAUAUCGAUUAUAUGUAAAGAUAAUAAUUUAAUAAACAUAAAUAAUGAUGAGUUUUGUGAAUAUGAAAAAUAUUAUGAAAGUGAAUUACAUGUUGCUAUUAAAAUGAUUGAAAAUUUUAUAGGAAAAAAAAUAAUGUAUGUUAGAAUGGAUGAAGAUAUUCCUAUAUUUUUUAAAAACAAAAGUAUAGUAUAUAUUCUUUGUAUAUUUGAAAAUUUUAAAAAGGUCAAAAAAAAAAAACCAUAUUUUUAUAUUGGAAUAAGUGAUAAUAUUUCAGAAAGAAUAAAAUAUCACACAAAAAAUUUAUUAAAAAAUAAAAGUCUAAUAAAAAACGAAAAAAAAAAUAACAUAUUAAAUUAUAAAUAUAAUAUGACACGAUUUUAUACAUUAUUAUUUAAUGUUGAAAAUAAAAAUAUAGCUGCAAAAUAUGAGAAACAGCUAACUGAAUUUCUAAAAAAUUCAUAUGAUAUUAUUUCGAAAUAG